UAUAAGCAUAAAUCCCCCCUUGAUGGUUCCUCACAAGUGAAGAGGAAAGCAAAAAAAUGGCACUGCUAGCUCUGUUCAUGAUUGCUUCUCUCCUGGCCUCAGCUACCUUGGACACCGCCAGGGCAGUCGAAUACGAGGCGAGCAACAAAGCCACCGGCACCCCCGGCGGCACCCGCUUCGACAACGAGAUCGGUCUCGACUACAGCAAGCAAGUGCUGGCGGCUUCCUCUUCCUUUGUAUGGACGUCGAUCUUCGAGCAAUCGGAAGGGGACAGGAAGGAUGUCCAGCUGAUCACUCUGGUGAUCGAAACCAUGGAUGGCGUCGCAUACACGAGCAACAACGGGAUCCAUGUCAGCGCCAACUACAUCGCCGGCUACUCCGGCGACGUGAAGACGGAGAUCACCGGCGUGCUCUAUCACGAGGUGACCCAUGUCUGGCAGUGGAACGGGAAUGGCAACGCGCCGGGAGGACUGAUAGAAGGGAUAGCGGACUACGUGAGGCUGAAGGCCGGGUAUGCUCCAAGCCACUGGGUUAAGCCGGGGCAGGGAGACCGGUGGGAUCAAGGUUACGAUGUCACUGCUCGGUUCCUUGACUACUGUGACAGCCUUAAGACUGGUUUUGUGGCUCAACUCAACGCCAAGAUGAAGAACGGCUACAGUGAUGACUUCUUUGUGGAGCUUCUUGGAAAGACAGUGGAUCAGCUUUGGAGUGACUACAAGGCUAAAUAUGGAGGUUGAGAUCGUGUUUUGUACUAAUUAUAGACUAUUAUAUACUUUAUGAAUGCCGCGGACAGGUUUAUCUGUGUGCGUUCUUGAAUAAAACGGAGGUAUUUUGUCAA
Molecule: messenger RNA, 838 nt
Organism: Phoenix dactylifera (date palm)
Lineage: Eukaryota; Viridiplantae; Streptophyta; Magnoliopsida; Arecales; Arecaceae
Source: RefSeq, a predicted model, not a curated record